Cuscuta epithymum is the source of this 1294-nucleotide messenger RNA. The record is from the annotation of a GenBank genome assembly. NCBI's taxonomy places the organism in Eukaryota, Viridiplantae, Streptophyta, Magnoliopsida, Solanales, Convolvulaceae.
CUGAAAGUUGAUGUUCGACAGUGAGCUGUGCUGUUCAUAAUGCAUUGUUAGGGUUUAUUACUACUGCCGCGUCUACUCUUUACAUACUGGUCAGGCAGGCGGGCAGGCCCUAACAACAGAGAGAGAUCGGAGCAACAGAGAGACAUCGGAGUAGGAGGAGCAAUGGCGAGGAUUAAGGUACAUGAGCUGAGGCAGAAGUCGAAAGCGGAGCUUUUGGCUCAGCUGAAAGAUCUGAAGACGGAGCUCGCUUCUCUCCGAGUCGCCAAGGUCACCGGCGGCGCCCCCAAUAAGCUCUCCAAGAUUAAGGUGGUGAGGAUGUCAAUUGCUCAAGUGUUGACUGUGAUUUCCCAGACGCAGAAAGCUGCACUAAGGACAGCUUACAAGAACAAGAAGUACUUGCCCCUUGAUCUACGUCCCAAGAAGACCAGAGCCAUCCGCAGACGCCUCACUAAGCACCAGGCAUCUUUAAAGACAGAAAGACAGAAGAAGAGAGAGAUGUAUUUCCCUUUGAGAAAGUAUGCUAUUAAGGUUUAAUUAUUACGGGGUAUUAUAAUUAUUACGUACCUAGUGAGUUGUUUAGCUGAACUUGGACGAUGCUGCUUUGUCCCUUAAUUUUUUGCAUGGGUUAUUGUUUUUAUUUUUGUUUUGACAAGCAUACAGGACCAAUGGUGGAAUGUGUUAGUUUUGUUUUUGCUUCCCAAGAUUGUCUAGCAUUUAGACUAUUAUUAUUGGAAAAUACUACCUCCGUCCCAAAUUGAGUUGCAAAUUUGACUUUUUUUUAGUCAAAUAAUCUCGUUUUGUUCACUUAAUUAGGAUGCCGAUUUUUAAUUCUAUUCUAAUUUGGAGUUUAUAACUUUGAAGAGAUUUUAAUGUAGUUUUUGAAUAUGUAAAUUUCAAUUAUUAAAAAUUGAAUUAGUUAUCCAUAGAGAUGGUUGACUUUAAUUAUUGGUUGACAAAAAAAUGUUGACUUUGCAAAACAAAUUAGGACGGAGGGAGUAUAUAGUUAUCAUUUCUCUCUCUGUUGAAUGCGUAUUAUCCAUGCCCGUCUAUGCUCUACUAUAGUCAUGGUCUCAUGGACCAGGUUCCGGGUCGGGCCUAGGCCCGGCCGGGUUUUUGAGUUUUGGGGGAAGGCUCGGAACCGACCUGGGUUUCCACCAGGCCCGUGCCGGGUUCGGGUUGGGCUAGUUCUAUGAUUUCUUUUGCUUUUGUAAGUAACCCUCGACCCCCCCCCCCCCAAAACACCCAUUCCAACUCAGGAAAAAACCCAAAAAACAGAAAGAAAAAAAGAGACCCG